AUGGGUGCAGUUCUCAUACAUCAAUUUAAUGACGGAACGCUUCACCCAAUUAUGCACUACUCAGCUACAUUCAAUGCAGCAGAGCGGAAGUAUCCUCAAAUACACAAGGAAGAUCGAUCUCUCGUGUUUGGAUUAAAAAAAUGUCACUAUUACAUUUCUGGUCGUCACUUUACCAUUCAUAUCGACCACAAGCCACUUCUUGCUAUAUUCAACCCGAAAAAUGGCAUCCCGUUGUUUACAGCGGCUCGCCUGCAACGUUACGCAAUCACUAUUCUGUCAUACGACUUCUCUAUUGAAUACAUAAAUACUGACAGCUUUGGAUAUGCCGAUAUUCUUUCUCGACUAAUCGCAAACCAUGUAAAACCUGAUGAAGAUACCGUCAUAGCAUCUAUUCAAUUAGAAGAAGACGAGGACCUCAAAAUCAAUUGUUUUACGGUAGAAACAGCCACCAAACUUCCAAUCACUUUCACUACAAUUCAAACAGCAACCAAAGCCUACCAUACUCUCAAUAAGGUCACGUUCUACAGCCAAAAUGACUGCUGGCCUCAAAAGAAAAAACAAAUCACAGAUAAUGAAGUAGCGGCCUUUUUUCAGCAUCGACAUCAUCUUACGAUCCAACAACAGAGUAUUUUCUUUGGUGAGAGAAUUGUUAUUCCCAAAAUUUACCACCAGCAAGUCCUUGAAGAUCUCCAUAAUGGACAUCCAGGUGAAUGUCGUAUGAAACUUCUUGCUGCUACCAAAGUUUUUUGGCCAAACAUUAAUCUUGAUAUCGAACAUGUGGUCAAAACUUGUGACACAUGCGCUAUAGCCUCAAAAAGUCCAAUGAAAUGUACUCCUCAACAGUGGAAAAUUCCUUCUGCACCAUGGAAACGAAUUCAUAUUGACUAUGCUGGUCCAAUCGAUAGCAAUUACUUCCUUGUUAUCAUAGACGCCUUUAGCAAAUGA
Teleopsis dalmanni is the source of this 945-nucleotide messenger RNA. RefSeq lists its product as uncharacterized. Gene Ontology annotation, molecular function: nucleic acid binding. The coding region runs from base 1 to 945 and encodes 314 amino acids. The transcript has a single exon. Lineage: Eukaryota; Metazoa; Arthropoda; Insecta; Diptera; Diopsidae. The record is from RefSeq and is a predicted model, not a curated record.